UCGCGCCAAGGUAGUCACCACAGGCUAUUCACGACACAGUAGAGAUCCAGACGUCACUGUUCACGUCUACUGCUAGCAUCACAGGGUACUCGUUUUUCCAGGAGGGACUAAUUCAGUAGCUGCUCCACGAUCGACUCGAAUGGCGUCUUCCUCAAUUGUGAAUUCCAGUGCAACUCUCAACACCUUCCCCUCUCGUUUCUGUGAAUCCCCUAAUUCGCGCAUUACUGCUGUUGGUUUCUUCUCACUUCUCCCCAACAUAAGCCCCUCUGCACACGGUGUCACUCUCAAAGGCGGCCCCUUUAGUGCUUCGCGUUUCCCAAUUGUCCGAGCUCAAAGCUCUCCAGAAUACCUUCCAGAUGCAAACUUUUACAAGGUCGAAGCAAUUCUAAGGCCAUGGAGGGUCCAAAAGGUUUCUUCGGCACUUCUGGAAAUGGGAAUUCGUGGUGUAACAAUUUCUGAUGUCCGGGGCUUUGGCUCUCAAGGUGGAUUAUCAGAGAGGCAAGCAGGUUCGGAAUUUUCUGAGGACAAGUUCUUGGCAAAAGUUAAGAUGGAGAUUGUUGUCAGCAAAGACCAGGUUGAAGCAGUCAUAGAAAAGAUAAUUUCAGAAGCUAGAACUGGCGAGAUUGGUGAUGGCAAAAUUUUCUUGAUUCCUGUUGCAGAUGUGAUAAGAGUGCGUACUGGAGAGAGGGCGGAAAAGGCUGAGAGGAUGAUGGGUGGAAGAGCUGAUAUGAUCAGUGUGUCGAGUGCUUGAAGAGGUGACUGCAAUGCAAAGAUACUAUCACCUUUCUUGAUCCAGCAGCAUGGAGGUGCUGGUUUUGAUGUUUCUAAGAAAACAAGAACUAGUUCAGGGUGUGUGGAACGAUGUGGUGUAGUUAAAAAUAUUUUUAUUUCGUAAUUUUUAUGAGAAUAAGUCCUAGUGCCCCCUAAUUCAAGGUUUUUUAUUUUUUAA
This is a messenger RNA of Ipomoea triloba (trilobed morning glory), 949 nucleotides long. RefSeq names its product nitrogen regulatory protein P-II homolog. The coding region runs from base 140 to 751 and encodes 203 amino acids. The transcript is spliced from 8 exons. Gene Ontology annotation, biological process: regulation of nitrogen utilization. Gene Ontology annotation, cellular component: cytosol; chloroplast thylakoid. The record is from RefSeq and is a predicted model, not a curated record. Lineage: Eukaryota; Viridiplantae; Streptophyta; Magnoliopsida; Solanales; Convolvulaceae. Gene Ontology annotation, molecular function: ATP binding; enzyme regulator activity.